Messenger RNA from Toxoplasma gondii ME49, 7156 nucleotides. RefSeq lists its product as hypothetical. The coding region runs from base 1113 to 6140 and encodes 1675 amino acids. The transcript has a single exon. Gene Ontology annotation, cellular component: nuclear envelope. Gene Ontology annotation, biological process: nuclear membrane organization. The record is from RefSeq and is a predicted model, not a curated record. NCBI's taxonomy places the organism in Eukaryota, Apicomplexa, Conoidasida, Eucoccidiorida, Sarcocystidae.
ACCGCGAAAACAGCCUGUUCGCGCGUUCUCUUCCGUGCAGAGACCCCCUGGAACUCCGAAGGACGGACUCGGCCCGCGCUGCAGUCUCUGGACCCCAGCUUGCUGGUAGUCCGCGCAUGUCCGGACGCGUUUCGAUUUGUUGAGGCUCGUUCAUAUCCAAAACCGGGACUUCUCUGCUUGCUCUGAAUCUCCCGGGGGCGUCUGUCGGACUCGAGUGUAUCCCAGAGAGCCUUGGCACCGAGCAGGAGACUCCAGAAAUUCGAGACAAACAGAAAGUUCUGUCUUUCGCGUCUUCGGCAUGCGUGGCGACAGACUCGCAUGCUGUCGCCACCUGGAAAGCUCUCUGUGGCUACAGAUCCUCAGCGAACGCGCAAACGAAAACUUUUUUGUGCUUCUUCUGCUCUGUGCCUGGAUCGCUCACGCAGACGCUUUUCCCCUGUCUCUCGAGAGAGGUACCAGAAGCCUGCGCCGUGUCUCCACUGGACAAGGAGACGGCAGACUCUCGGUGGUCAGUGUGUUGUGGCUGCUUUUGAGCUUAGAGAACUUACACAAACGCGCAUGCAUGUCAAGGCAGGAGUUCUCGUUUGCUUUCGAAGAUACGAGAAAACCUCAUGCGACGCAUUCCGUUCCAGAGGGCUCCUGCGCCCAGUGCCGCCUCGAGAGACGCGACAAGAGCUCUCAAAAGGUCUGUCGUUAUCGCGUCUUAAAACUGCAGUCUUGCCUGCCCAUGGAGCUCUUCCAAAGAGUCUUCAUACGCAUGCAGAUGUUGUAUUUCUUUAAGUGUAUGCAGGUGUACUUGUGCAUCUUCAAAUGCACCUCCACUUUUUCUGCGCUGUGUUGCCGGAGGCCUUUGCGGGGCGGUCUUGGGGGUUGUCGCCGUGGCACUUUCAGUGCGACUUUUCCGUGUACAGACAGGUCGUUAUUCUCUUUCUUCUCUUUGUCUUUCUCUUUGUCUUCUCCACCUGUCUGUCUCCGUUUCCUUCCCUCUCUCCGUCCUAGAAUCCCUCCCUCCCUCUGGCCUCUGACUUAUCUGCCUCGUCCUUUCAUCCGAGCUUAAAGACGCAAAAUUGUGUCUCAAUCCCUCGCCUUGCCAGCCCCUCACCCUCUCGACCAUGACAGGAUCCUCGCUUCUGGCGGCUCCGGUGGCUGUACAGCCGCCGCGCAGUCCUGCGGAGACGGGCAGGCUCCGUGUAGACGCUGUUUCUUCUGCGUUUUCUCGGUCAUCUGCUUUGUCUCCUGUCGCUCGCCUCUCUCAGAGCACAGACGAAGGGAGGCCAGACUUAACAGGCUGUGGUUCCUGCUCCCCCAGAGGCUUCUCAGCGACCCUCAGAGAGGCCGACGAUGUUCCGCAGCCGCUUCUGCGCGCUCUCUAUCCAGGCGCGCCUGUGUCUCUGCAGGUCGAGGCAACCAUCGCGUUCCUGAACCAACGAUGGUUCCGGUGUCCACGAUCUCGAAAGAUGACCCACUCGUCCUCUUCCUCCUCUUCGAGUUGCUCUUCUGCUCCUUCUUCUUCGUCUUCUGCUCCUUCUUCUUCGUCUUCUGCUCCUUCUUCUUCGUCUUCUGCUCCUUCUUCUUCCUCUUCUGCUCCAUCUCCUUCGUUUUCUUCUUCCUCUGUGUCUUCUCCUUCGUGCGAUGCAUCUUGUGGUGGAGAGACAGCCCAGGAGAGCUGUGCGGCUCGCGCCUGCGACAGUCGGGGGCAAGGAGACGAGGGGACCCUGAGUGCGGAGGCAGCGCGGCAGACGCUGGAGGAGACAGCGGCGACGGAGACACUGGAAAACAUCCUCACUGCGGUCGCCUAUGGCCUCCUCGAUCUCCCUCGAUGGCCGCAGCGAGAGCAGCAACUGAUCCUCAGAUGUUUUCUGCCUCGCAGUAAGGCAGAAGAGAGGGAGCGAGGAGAAGGAGAAGGAGAAGAAGGAGAAGAAGGAGAAGGAGAAGAAGAGGAAGGAACAGAGGGGGGAGUCUUUGGGGCUUUGACAAUCUUUAGCGCCUUCCACCGAUUUCUUUCCGGGUGGCCUAGGGAGGCCGAGUCUCCUGCGUUUUUAGUCAGCUGCAGAGCAGCUCUCGAACAGAGGCGAGACGAGCGCGAAAAGGCAGUGGAUGGCGACGCAACGAUUCGCUUUUACCAUCCGUCUUGGCGCAGCUGGACCGUCGUUCUCCAUCUCCUCGAAGUUUUUGUCUCCGCACCCAGCACUCUCCCGUCUCUGCUGUCGUGUCUGUCUCCCUCGGCCUCGCCUGCCCCGGGAUCUUCUUGUUCUUCUUCCUCGUCUCGUUCCUUCUCUUGUUCGAGAGGUGUGCCUGCAUGUCCUGCAGAGACUGUGGAGUUCCUCACUUUGCUUUCUCUGCCUUCUCUGGUUGAGGCGGCGCUCUGCUCCUUGCCGGGAGGCCCUGCAGCCUUCUCCUGUCUGCUUCCUGCUUCUCUCUCUUCCUCGGCCUGCUCCUCGCGGCUGGCCACCGCGCUGCUCACGGCCUGGGGGCGCCUCGCUGCGUUCGGCAGAGAACCGCGCGAGUGCCGCGACGGAAACCGCGAGACAGAGACGACGCAGCGAGCUGAGACUGCUGCGGGCGGACCGCGAAUCUCGCGAGCGGAACGGCAGAGAGAAGAAGAAGGCGAACCGAAGAGAGAAGAAUCCGACGGUUACAGACAGAAGGCAGGGAAUGCGGAGAUGAAGUGUGGGGACGUCCAUGCAGAAGAUCCGUUUUUCGAGAAUGUGCCAGAGGCCCUCCUCGCGGCCACUCGCAGAUUUCUUCUGCGCGGGCAUGCUGCGUCGCUUGCGCGCGCCUUCCUCGUUGCGCUUCUCUCUCAAGACGCGGCGCGAGAAGAAACAGGGAGAGGAGAGAGCUGGAAACAACAACAGCAGAAGGGAACAGCCAGAGCCGAAGGGGCAGGGGAAACGCGAGAUGGUGGCGAGAGCAAGGGAGCAGAGAGAAAGGAAGAGAUUUGCUGCGUUGCCGAGUUCUUGGCAGGUGCGGUGUCACGGGAGGAUCCGGGUGGACCGGCGUCUCACGCGCUUCUUUCAGCUUGUCUUCGCGAGCUCGAGCCACUCUUCUUUCUCUCGGCUUCGCAUGCGUCGAGUCCUGUUGUCUCCGACUUCCAUGGAGAUGGGCCUCGCCUUUCGCUUCACUCUCUCGCUGCUCCUCGUCUCCUACAGAGCCUUCUUCGCGGCUUCUGUCGCCUCUCUCCGUGCUCCUCUUCGCGACGCGGACUCGACUCCGGCUUCCUCUCUCAGUUCCUCUUCAAGGCGCUAGAUCCCUCUUCUUCUCAUCUUCUCCCUCUCCCCAUUGCUCUCUUCCUUCUUGAUUUCCUCUCUGGAUCUUUUCACUGCAGCCCCCCACUCCCCUCUUCUCCUUGUUCCUCGUCUUCCUCUUCUCUCUCUUCUUCUUCCUGUUCUUCGUCCGUUUGCGGACGCGCGGCAGAGGUGGAGGGUGGAGCGACUGAAGUGGCGUCGGAGCUCGUCUUCAGUCCGCUUUUCGCUCUCUCGUUUGUCGAUCUUCUUCAACUCUUUCUGCAUCUGUGGGCGAACGGAGAUGGCGCCCUGGUGUCUCUCUCUCUCCACCAGCACCUCCUUCUCACAUGCUUCCUCUCUCGCUCGCUUUCCAACCUCACGCAUCUUCAACGGCGUCUCGCUUCCCUCUCUUCUUCGUCGUCACCUUCUCUCUCCGGCUGGAUUCCCUCUGUUCUGGAGGCGCCGAGCCUGGAGCUCCUCAAGCGCCGCCUGCAUGCGUUUUCGGCGCGCAAGAAAUUCGCUGCUCUGAUGCGCGGGAUCCACGCCCGUCUCGGUAGCUCUGAAGAGGCCUUGCGGCUGCUCGGCAUGCUGGCCGCGGAGAAGAUGGCGAGGGAGACUCUUCUGCGCGUUACCGGGAAGCGCGGGGAGACGAACGGCAGAGAGGCGCGCCGCCUCGAAGGCAAAGACUCAGACAGGGAAACGGCGCUCGAGUUUCGCGAACUCAGAGACCCCACCGUGCUGUCUAGACACCCCGCGCUUCUCUUCGUCGCCGCAACGGAGCGGAGAGGGUGGACGCGGCACCCUCGAAGCGAGCUGGAAUUCGAGGGAGACGAACGAGACAAGCAAGGAAAAGAAGCAGGGAAUGACGUCUCGGGAGAGCGUGCGAGACCCAAGGAGGGUGGAGGGGAGAAGAGCGACCCAGAGCUCGAACGUUUUCUCAUUGGCGAGACGACAGAGGAACUGCACCGUCUUCACGAGAUCUCAUACCUUCUGCAUGCACAGAAGAAGCGACAACAGGCAAGCAGCUUCCUCGAUUCUCUCGCCUUCCUGGACCAGCUGCGUGGACCUCGAGACGGUAUCUCUUCUGUUUGCUACAAAGAAGAAAAUCGAAACUGCGAACGCUCUGUCUCUCUUCCCUCUUCUUCCUCUCCUUCUUCCUCUCCUGCUUCGUCUCCUGCUUCCUCUUCGUCUUUUUCUCCCUCCUCUUCUUCCUCUUCUUCCACUUCUUCGGCGGUUGUCGCGGAAGAGAGGCAGGUGGCUUCAAGGGCCUUGGCUCCCGAAGACAAGAAAGUCGUUCACUCGAUUCGAGUUGUCUCUGUCGACGAAGACACGGACUCUGACGAUGAAGACGACCGCUAUUUUCAAACGCUCCCUGACCUCCCAGCCUUCGAUGCGUCUCCGCCUUCGCCUUCGCCUUCGUCUCCUCUCCCUUCGUCUUCGUUCCCCGCUGCCUCCCGUUUUGUGCUUCCAGUUGCGCCUGCAGGAAGUCCACAUUUGCCCCAGAGUGUCCGGCAAGUGGUGGAAUGGUUGGGAGGCGAGAUACACACCGCCGACGAGUCGUCUGCUGCUGCCUCCGGAGAUCCAUGUUCACACUCUUCGGGCACCAACGAAUUGCCUUCCCGCCGACUCUUCCGUGUCUCUGCAGCCCUGCACUGUUGCCCGCUGCUUCUUCUCCUCCAGGCGAAGGCCGACAGCGCGGCGACGCUCUUCACCCUCACACAUGGCGGCAUGGAGAAGGAACGGCUGUCCUCGUGCUUCUCCUGGGAGUUCCGCGAUCCCCUGCUUGCCCCCCGCCUCCUGCGCCUCCUCCUGUCAGUCGACACUGGCGUCGGAACGCAGCCGACGGAACUCGAGCGCAUGCGCCAGACGAGUCUCGCUGCGCUCUUGGCUCUGCAGCUCGAGCCGCUUCUCCCCCUUCUCGCCGCCACUCUGUUGGACUCCCAGGCCUCGCAGCAUCAGAAGCUGCUCCUCCUCGAGGCCUUGCAGCGCGCUGCCUCGUGGCUCGCGGCUGGCGCCCCGCGACGCUGGACGCUCCUCAGUCCUGCAGAAAACGGAGAAGAGACAGAAGGCGAGGAACGAGGUCCAUGCCUGAGACAUGACAAGCGAACGGACGCAUUUGGAGCGUGCGAAGGCGAAGGGAGCGGCUGGGAUUGGAGAGGCCCCGAGCCGGGGGAAAGGUCGCGUCGCUUCGCGCAUGCGCCGCAGCGCGCCCAGGUUGCGAUCAACUUGUUCAUGCCUCACGCGUCGAGUGUAUGUACAGCGCUCCUCGCGCUCCUCGAACGUCCCAUGUAUCCUGCGACGGACUUUGCGGCCCAGCAGAACUUCGCGGAGCGCGCCGCGGCCCAUCGGCGACUGCUGAGCCAGCCGCCCGUUGUCGCGAGUCUCCUCCACACUGCUGGGGUGUCUGUACAACUCGCGGGAUACGGGAGUCUGGACGCGGAGAUCCUCGCGACCACAGGCCUCCGCGCCGCCAUCGCCUUCCAAAGCCACCGCGACCGCAGCGUCCGACGCGGAGCUCUUUCACUCCUGGCCGCCGUCGCCGCCGCUGCCAAGUCGCUGGACGCGCUCUUCGCCGCCGUCGAGGACGCCGAGCGCGCUCUCGGGUGUCCCUACACUCCAGAGGCCGCCGCUGCUGCCUGUGGGGGGCGGCAGGCGGCGACCGGGGACUUGGAGAGGGAGGGCAGUCUCCCCGACUUUUGGCAGCAGGAGGGAGAAGAAGAUUUGUGUGAGGACGCAGAAGAAGAUUCAGCAGGCUUUCUGUUGAGGGAGAAGCAGGUCUAUGUCGUCGGUGGGGCUUCGCAGGGGGGCCAGAGCGUCGUUGAGAGGUUAAAGGACCAAAUGCAGAACGACCCAGACGAGGUCUGCAGACGCCUCGCGGCCCUCGUCCUCAGUCUGUGGCUUGAGCUGCCUGGAUAGCCUCUUCGUGUGGAAGCGACGCCGCAAGCCUGUGAGUUGCCGGAGAUGGCCUGCGAUCGCGUUGAAUGGUCGAAAAGGAUGAGAGAACAUGGCCGAGCUUGCUUUGAAAAGGUCUCUUUAUCUCUGUCUCAAACGGAUUUUUCCUACUGUUUCCUCGAUUUUUUUAGAUUGAAUUGUCAAACCGUGUCUCUAUCUUACAAGGACUGUGUGCACCUCUCUUUCUCUCUGCCUCAACUGGACUUUUUCUGCCUUUGAAGAGGGGCUUUCAGAGGUCUCCUUCUCUCGUGAGGUGACAGAGGAAGCGAGGCUUCUGAGACGCGAGACUCCUUCUGCCAGGCUUUCGGAAGUUGACAACCUUCGCUUCGAUCUCGGGUGAACGGGUCGGGCAGGCUACUCCCAAGAGAGGCCGAAGAGACCUUUUCGUCUUUCUGUUGCGGCUUCUAUGUGCGACAUAGAUUUUCCAGCUUUCUACGAAAUACCUGCGUCCGUCUACUUGUCUCAACGCUCGACUGGCGGUGAAGAACUGCGUCUGAAUGGCUUCGCACCACGGAGCAUGUUGAGUUGGGUGGAACAAGUGUAUCUAAUUGUGUUUCUCCCAUCCACUGUUUAUGAGCGCGUUGUGCUGUGGUGCCGGGUCUCGCUGGUGGCAGCCAACAGAAUUCACUUCCCGGCUUUCUUGAAUCUCUUGGCAAGAGCAGGAGAGGAAAAGAUCUCCUUUUUCAUCAGGAGACACCCUCGGCUCAUCAGGAGUUCGAGCAGAACGAACUCGGUGUUGCACUGCUGUCUACGUCAGCUCUUCCAGAGAGCGUUGAAACGAAGAACCGUGCAUCUCUCGAGAACUUCCUCCCGAGGUGCAGAGAGGAAAAGGACGAAAAACGCAUGCAGAGAAGAGCGAGCAGAGAACUUCGAGAAGGAGACUGGACAAAGAAGAGACGAAGUGGCUGCUCUGCCGACACAAAGAACUUCCAUAUGUUUUUCGGGGGAAGCAGCGCGAGCCGUUUGCGAGAAAAUGCCCA